AUGAUUAAGUGCGUAAGAGCCGGCAGCGGAGUGGCCAGUAAAACGUUGGAACUUGGCGGAAAGCCUGCACUAUUCAGAAGCAUAUCUACUUCCGCUAUCGUGCAUGUUGACGCUACCCUGAACGCUUCUGCUUCCACUUCAAGACCAGGUGUUGCCUCAUGGCUUCUUCGCCAUGGCCCAGUUCUUCGAGUAAAGCCCGCGGGUCUACCUCCUCAGUGCAGACACGCUUCCAGCGGUGCCUCAACCAGUGAUGGAGGCCUCAACCACACGGCCCUUCACGAGCUCCACGUCAGAAACGGGGGUAAAAUGGUUCCAUUUGGAGGCUAUUCGAUGCCAGUACAAUACUCCGACCUCGGCGUAGGAGACAGCCAUAAAUGGACUAGGGAAAAAGCCAGCCUCUUUGACGUGGGCCACAUGGUACAACACCGUAUGUCUGGCCCAGGCGCUGCACCUUUACUCGAAAAGAUUACUCCUUCAUCCACAGCCUCCCUCCAGACCGACCAUUCGACCCUUUCCUGCCUCUUACACCCAGCUACUGGAGGUAUAGUCGACGAUACCGUCAUAACACGCCUUGGUCCUGAACUGUUCUAUCUCGUCACCAAUGCGGCGUGCAAAGCUAAUGAUAUGGCAUACCUCGAAGAACAAAUUGAAUCCCGUGAUACAAGCCACGGUACCGUGGAAUGGGAGGUACUCAAUGACUGGGGUCUCGUAGCUCUGCAGGGUCCGCUAAGCGCAGAUAUCUUGCAGCGAGCGCUCGUGACGGCUGGGGUAGAGGAUGUGGACCUCCAAGCUUUAUACUUCGGGCAGUGCAUACAUGUCACCCUCAAUCUCUCCCCAAAGCAAUCGUCCGACACAGACGCUCCAAUCUUGAUUUCUAGAGGGGGCUACACAGGCGAAGAUGGGUUCGAGAUUUCGAUACCGCCCGCACUCACCGUCGCAUUUACGACUCACCUCUUAGAGAGUGGUGGACGCGAACGAUUACGAUUGGCAGGCUUAGGAGCUAGGGACAGCCUCAGACUAGAAGCAGGCAUGUGUCUUUAUGGGCAUGAUUUGGACGACAAGACUACGCCCGUCGAAGCGGGUUUGAGCUGGAUUGUGCACAAAGACCGGCGGGCAAAUGGAGGAUUCCACGGGGAUGAGACGAUACUGAGGCAACUGCGACCUGUUAAGGAUGGAGGCUCAGCGCCGAAGCAUAGGCGAGUAGGCUUGAUCGUUGAAGGGGCACCAGCAAGGGAGGGAGCAGAAAUCACGAAUCCCGCAAGCCCAAUUUCUGCGGAAGUGGUCGGAAGGGUGACGAGUGGGUGCCCUAGUCCAACACUGGGAAAGAAUAUUGCAAUGGGAUACGUCAAAACUCCCCUCCAUAAGGCCGGCACUCCGAUCGAAGUCUUAGUCAGGGGAAAGAGGAGGAAGGCCGAAGUCGUAAAGAUGCCUUUCGUGAAAAGCCAAUACUGGAAACAGGCCGCGGGUACAUCACCAGGCUAA
Molecule: messenger RNA, 1482 nt
Organism: Letharia lupina
Lineage: Eukaryota; Fungi; Ascomycota; Lecanoromycetes; Lecanorales; Parmeliaceae
Exons: 2
Coding region: 1-1482 (493 amino acids)
Biological process (GO): glycine catabolic process
Cellular component (GO): mitochondrion
Molecular function (GO): protein binding; aminomethyltransferase activity
Source: RefSeq, a predicted model, not a curated record